Olea europaea var. sylvestris is the source of this 1484-nucleotide messenger RNA. RefSeq names its product protein IQ-DOMAIN 31-like. Gene Ontology annotation, molecular function: protein binding. The record is from RefSeq and is a predicted model, not a curated record. The coding region runs from base 272 to 1402 and encodes 376 amino acids. The transcript has 3 exons. Lineage: Eukaryota; Viridiplantae; Streptophyta; Magnoliopsida; Lamiales; Oleaceae.
UUUCGUGAUCAUCAUAGAUAAAUUAUUUGGUUUAAUCCAGUACAUAUCACUCUGUAAACCACUGACAGCAAAUUUAACGAUCACCGGGUUGCAUUUUACUUUAUUUCCUAACAUUUGCAUGAAAAUUUUCCAAACUAGAAAAAUAACCUUUUUAUGAGCAGCUGUAAAAGUGUCUUUAUAUGAAACUUUACCCCUUUUGAGAGAGAGAGCUGCAUGUAUAUAGAGAUGUACGUUUAAUGAAACUCCAUUUCCCUUUCUGAAAAUCAGCCAAAUGGGAAGAGCAACAAGGUGGUUGAAGAGCCUUUUUUGGAUGAAGAAAGACAGGGAUAAGAAACAAAACUCAAAAUAUUUCGGCCAUUCGACAAUAGGGUUGUGCAAUAAAUCAACCACCAUACCGCCCAAUAUUACACAUUCUGAGGUUCAAUGGCUGAGAUCUUUACACAGAGAGACUGAAAAUGAGCAAAAAAAGCACGCAAUUGAGGUGGCUGCCGCCACAGCCGCGGUCGCAGACGCAGCCACGGUCGUCGCCCAGGCGGCAGCUGCUGUCGUGAGGCUUACUGCCAGUCAGGGUAAAAGCAGCCGGGAAAUAUGGGCUACUAUCAAGAUUCAAACUGUGUUUCGAGGGUACCUAGCAAGAAAAGCGCUGAGGGCAUUGCGAGGAUUGGUGAAACUACAAGCACUAGUGAGAGGCUAUUUUGUGCGUAAGCGGGCCGCGGCCACCUUUCAUUGCAUGCAGGCUCUUAUAAGAGCACAAACCAAUGUCUUGGCCCGAAAGACUCAUCGAUUCAACACUCAACUCGAUGCUCGAAAAUCCGUGGAUAAAUUUGUUAGUACAGGAAAUAAGCGCAAAAUGUCAAUCCACAGCAGAAGGUUUUCUGCCUCAUAUGAAAGCCCGAAAAUUGUGGGGGUUGAUACAGGGCGGACUAGAUCAAGAUCCAGAAGAACUAACACAUGGAUGCCGGGUUCCGACGACGACUUAUUGGGCCAAUCAAUGUCAUCUCCACUUUCGGACAGAUUCCCAAUAAGCCUAUCGAUGCCGGACUCGAGGAAUAUCCGGGGCGUAACUGGAAUCGAAUGCCAAGGUUUUUUCACAACACAAGUCCGGGCUACUCCAAGGUUUGCCAAUUCUGGUGGGUGUGAUGGAUCAAUUACCCCUGCAAGAAGUUUUUGUGUAGAGAGCUAUUUCAGGAACACUGUAAACUACCAAAAUUAUAUGGCUAAUACACACUCAUUCGAAGCUAAGUUGAGGUCCCAAAGUGCCCAAAAGCAAAGGCCCGACCCCAGCCCUAAAAGAAGACUGUCCCACAAAGAAAUUAAGGAAUCAAGAAACAGUCUUGAUAGUUUCAGAAUGCAGAGGUCCAAAGAAGCCCCAAAAAUGCCAUCAAUUUCUACAAAGUUUUGAUGGGAAAUUUUGGUAUAAUUUCAUUUAGAUUAUAUUACAUUAAAAAGAAAAAAAAAUUGAUUCUUAAACCGGCAUUUUGCUU